Messenger RNA from Emiliania huxleyi CCMP1516, 741 nucleotides. RefSeq lists its product as hypothetical. Gene Ontology annotation, molecular function: protein binding. Bases 1 to 741 code for a protein of 246 amino acids. The record is from RefSeq and is a predicted model, not a curated record. NCBI's taxonomy places the organism in Eukaryota, Haptophyta, Isochrysidales, Noelaerhabdaceae. The transcript has 2 exons.
AUGGACGUCGCGGAGGGGCGGAAGCAGCUGUUCACGGGGUCUUCGGACGGCAUGGUCAAGCUCUGGUCGUGGGAGCAGAGCUUCGAGUGCGUCCACACGGUCGAGGCCGGAGCGCCGGUCGAGGCGAUCCUCGUGUUUGACGAGUGGCUCUUUGCGGGCACGCAGGCGGUCGGGGGGAGGCAAGGGGUGGUGCGCGUGUGGCACAUGGGCAACGGCUUCGAGCAGACCCUCGAGGGGCACCAGGGCUCCAUCUGGUGCCUCGCGCAGGGAGGGGCCUACCUCUUCUCCGCCGGCGACGACAUGGGCGUCAAGACGUGGCAGUUUGCAGAGUCGCCGGCGGGCUUCGCGCCGGUGGUGGAGCUCAAGGGCCACCAGGCGCCGAUCCAGGUGAUGAAGACGGCGGCCAACAUCCUGCUCUCCGCCGACCGCAACGGGGCGGUCUGCCUGUGGGACCUCGCCUCCGGCUCGCUCACGCUGCAGAUUGCGACGGAGCACACCAACCUGCUGAUGGCGAUGUGGGUCGAGGAGUCGCACCUGUUCACUGCGGCCCUCGACGGGCACGUCAAGGUGUGGUCGCCGACCGGCGAGCUGCUGCACGACCACACCGUCACCAACCAGCACGGGCAUCCCUCCGGCGUGACGGCGAUGGCGGUCGUGUCCGAGCCGACGGCGGGCGGCGAGGAGGGCGACCAGGUGCUGCUCACGGCGAACGUACUCGUGUGGGAGUUUAUGAAGGCCUGA